Mandrillus leucophaeus (drill) is the source of this 3680-nucleotide messenger RNA. Its product is annotated as zinc finger protein 271. The coding region runs from base 262 to 2178 and encodes 638 amino acids. The record is from RefSeq and is a predicted model, not a curated record. Lineage: Eukaryota; Metazoa; Chordata; Mammalia; Primates; Cercopithecidae. The transcript is spliced from 3 exons.
GCACUCCUCCCAGAUUCCUAGAGCUGACAGAGCGAUGGCGGGUUCGCCGGGUGUGAGGCUUCACAGCGGUCCGGUGACCAAGUCGAGGAUUUUUCUGGUGGUCUAGUCUCAGAGAUUACAUCUGUAGUCAGCACAAUGAUUCCCUUCCAAGCCCAGUGGUGCCCAGUUGCCUCCAGGUCCCAGACCUUUAUGUGGACAAGAAAAGCUUACAGAGGAAAUGGUAAUUCUCCACUUGCACCCUGAGGUGUCCAGUUGCAGCCCAUGGAGAUCCAGUUCAAUUAUGAAUCUCAGGAACACCACCUUCUGUCAGGUGGUGAGAACAAGACCAAGAUUGGAAAGCCAGCUUCAGAGGAGGGAAUUACAGCAAAAACUGAACCAUUGACAGAAGAGUCUAGCAGUCUCAGAGAGAAUGUUCUCCAGGAUUCUGAAGGCAGAGAAUUCUGUGAAUUUGGGGAUAAAUUAAAUGAAAAAGAUCAGAACGUCUUUAAAAGGAGACCUCAAAACUGUGAAGGAUAUGGGCAAAGCUUCGUUUGGAGUACAAGCCUUUUUAGGCAUCGAAGAACCCAUUGUGAGAAACCUUAUGAAUGUGAUAAGUGUGAAAAGGCCUUUAGUGUGAGCUCAGCCCUGGUUCUGCAUCAGAGAAUUCAUACUGGGGAGAAACCCUAUUCUUGUAAUUGGUGUAUUAAAAGUUUCAGUCGGAGCUCAGACCUUAUUAAACACCAAAGAGUCCACACUGGUGAAAAACCCUAUAAAUGUGAUGAGUGUGGGAAAGCCUUCAGUCAGAGCUCAGAUCUUAUUAUACAUCAGAGAAUCCAUACAGGAGAAGAACCCUAUCAGUGCAGUCACUGUAGUAAAAGUUUUAGCCAGCGCUCAGAUCUGGUUAAACAUCAGAGAAUCCAUACUGGAGAGAAGCCUUAUACUUGUAACCAGUGUAACAAACAUUUUAGUCAGAGUUCUGAUGUGAUAAAACAUCAAAGAAUUCACACUGGGGAAAAACCAUAUAAAUGUGAUGUGUGUGGGAAAGCCUUCAGUCAGAGCUCAGAUCUUAUUCUGCAUCAGAGAAUCCACACUGGGGAGAAACCAUAUCCGUGUAAUCAGUGUAGCAAAAGUUUCAGUCAGAAUUCAGAUCUUAUUAAACAUCGAAGGAUCCACACUGGAGAGAAACCCUAUAAAUGUAAUGAAUGUGGGAAAGCUUUUAAUCAGAGCUCAGUCCUUAUUUUACAUCAGAGGAUUCAUACUGGAGAGAAACCCUAUCCUUGUGAUCAAUGUAGCAAAACCUUCAGUAGGCUUUCAGAUCUUAUUAAUCAUCAACGAAUUCACACUGGAGAGAAGCCUUACCCAUGUAAUCAGUGCAAUAAAAUGUUUAGUCGAAGAUCGGAUCUUGUUAAACAUCACAGAAUUCAUACAGGUGAGAAACCCUAUGAAUGUGAUGAAUGUGGGAAAACCUUUAGUCAGAGCUCCAACCUUAUUCUUCAUCAGAGAAUCCACACUGGAGAGAAACCUUAUCCAUGUAGUGAUUGUACUAAAAGCUUUAGUCGCCGUUCAGAUCUUGUUAAGCAUCAAAGAAUACACACUGGAGAGAAACCAUAUGCAUGUAAUCAGUGUGAUAAAACUUUUAGUCAAAGCUCAGACCUCACUAAACAUCAGAGAGUACACUCUGGUGAAAAGCCUUAUCAUUGCAAUAGUUGUAAGAAAGCCUUCAGUCAGAGUUCUGACCUUAUUCUUCAUCAGAGAAUUCACACUGGAGAAAAAUCAUAUCCAUGCACACAGUGCAGCAAAAGUUUCAUUCAGAACUCAGACCUCAUUAAACACCAGAGAAUCCACACUGGGGAAAAACCAUAUAAAUGCAGUGAGUGCAGGAAGGCUUUCAGUCAGUGCUCAGCUCUUACUGUACACCAGAGAAUCCACACUGGGGAGAAACCAAAUCCAUGUGAUGAGUGUGGCAAAAGCUUUAGUCGGCGUUCUGAUCUCAUUAACCAUCAAAAAAUACACACUGGUGAAAAGCCGUAUAAGUGUGAGGCACGUGGGAAAGCCUUUAGCACAUGCACAGAUCUUAUUGAACACCAGAAAAUCCAUGCUGGGGAGAAACCUUACCAGUGUGUUCAGUGCAGCAGAAGUUUUAGCCAACUCUCUGAACUUACUAUUCAUGACGAAGUCCAUUGUGGGGAAGACAGUUAAAAUGUCAUGAAUGUGAGAAAACCUUUAGUAUAUACUUCAACUCUAUUCAGUACCAGAGACACCAUACCAGGAAAAAAUCUAAUGAAUGCUGUUCAUUAUUGAUGAGUAUGAAAAAGUUUUUAAAUCAGUGGUAAGCUCUUAUGCUACAUUAAAACCACACUGGAGCCAGGCGUGGUGGCUCAUGGCUGUAAUCCUAACACUUUGGGAGGCAGAGGUGGAAGCAUCACUUGAGCCCAGGAGUUUGAGGCUACAGUGAGCUAUGAUCCCACCAUUGCACUCCAGCCUGGGCAACAGAGCAAGACCCUGUCUAUUAAAAAACAACAACAUCAUCAAACAAACAAACCAAAAACACCAGUACCACACAGGAGAUUAAUUCAGUUUUUAUAAUGAAAGUUUAACUCAGAGCUCAGACAUUACUAAAAUUAAGAAAAAUUCUCCAGCCUGGCCAACAUGGUGAAAGCCUGUCUCUACCAAAAAAUAAAAAAUAAUCAGCUGAGUAUGGUGGCAGGCACCUGUAGUCCCAGCUAUUCGGGAGGCUGAGGCAUGAGAAUCACUGGAACCUGGGAGGUGGGGGUUGCAGUGAGCCGAGAUCCGCCACUGCACUCCAGUCUGGGCAACAGAGUGAGACUCUGUCUCAAGAAAAAAAAAAAAGAAGAAAAAGAAAAACUCUGAGGAAGAGUCCUGUGAGUUGUGGGAAAACCUUCAAUGUGAAAAAAUUUUUUACUGAAUGUGAGUAUACAACAAUAGAAACAAAUUUCUAUCUUUUCUAUAAUGUUGGAAAAGCUCUAGUCUUAUUCAGACAUAACCUACAGGAAGAGAGUUGUAUUAUUGUGAGAGAUCUAAUGCAGAACUUAUCAAGUAUUGUAAAAAUCAGUGUGGGAGGUAUUCAGUCAAAAGUCAGAAGGAAAUGUAUUAUUGUUAUAAUCUCAAACCUUUAGAGAGCUUAAAUUACCAAUGGCAUAUCAGAAAUUAUUUUAGAUAAUGUAGGGAAAACUUAAAUCCCCUCCAUAUCUUAAUUGGCAUUUAUAAUAAUAUGACACUUAACCCUGAUAGCUAGUCUUACUUUAUGCUAAUGCUAGAUAUCUAUUUUUAAAUUCCACGUGUGUAAACAUGCUAUACUAUUCUGAUAUUAAACUUACUAAGUACAUAAUUCCAGUGCCCCCUUUUCUCAGAAGAUUUUUUUUGUUUUUAGUUUUGGAGGGUAUAGUUUUGGUUUUCCUAGUGCACAUUAGUUUGUGCAAGUUCUCGUAAUGUUCACAGGAAAUACAGAUUUAUUUUGCUUUGAAUAAUACAGCCCAUAAAUUCUAUUGGUUUGAAAGUUCUUCACUACCAUUUAAUAACAGCUGCUAAACCUGUGAAACAGGAUCUUUAAAAAAAUUUUCAUUAUGUCAAAGUGUAGAGAUGUUUCUAGCAGCAUUUAUCUUCUCAUCUAUAGAUUGAACAAAAAGUAGUAGCUGUGAAAUUGUGAUUUGUAAUAAAUAUAUAUCUGGUCUUCAUCCCCU